This is a messenger RNA of Amphiprion ocellaris (clown anemonefish), 2259 nucleotides long. It is a transcript of the gene eif2s2, whose product is annotated as eukaryotic translation initiation factor 2, subunit 2 beta. The transcript is spliced from 9 exons. Lineage: Eukaryota; Metazoa; Chordata; Actinopteri; Pomacentridae. The record is from RefSeq and is a predicted model, not a curated record. Gene Ontology annotation, molecular function: translation initiation factor binding; translation initiation factor activity; mRNA binding. Gene Ontology annotation, cellular component: eukaryotic translation initiation factor 2 complex. Gene Ontology annotation, biological process: formation of cytoplasmic translation initiation complex; translational initiation; formation of translation preinitiation complex. The coding region runs from base 128 to 1126 and encodes 332 amino acids.
UCAGGAUUUGGCGACCUCACGCCUGCGCAUUGCGGUCCAACGCUGAUGCAAGAGAAUUUGGGCGCAGCGGAGAAGCUGAUCGAGGAGCAACAGUAGCCGGAUUUCAGUCACUUUUCAAGCCGAAAACAUGUCAGGAGACGAGAUGAUUUUCGAUCCCAAUAUGACCAAGAAGAAGAAGAAGAAGAAGAAGCCCUUCAUGCUGGAUGAGGACGGAGGUGAAGGGAUGGGAGGAGAAGAGGCUAAAGAGGUGGAGGCGAAGGAGGCCGAACCAGAGGCUGGAGACGACAAAGAGAUGGACCUGGAUGAAGAUGAAGGCAGGAAGAAAGAGCCCUCUGAUGAUUUGAAUGACCUGAACUUCUUCAACCAGAAGAAAAAGAAGAAGAAACCCAAGAAAGUAUUUGACAAUGACGUUGAGGAGGGAUUGAAGGAGCUGAAGAUUGAAGGAGAGCAGACGGAAGCACUGGAGGAGGACAACCUGGAUUUGAUGCUUCCUACCAAAAAGAAGAAGUCAAAGAAAGUGGACUUCGAUGAGGGAGAGCCUCUGGAGAAAGACGACGCCCUGGAGGACGACGAGGGGAAGAACAACGAUGGAAUCUCGUUCAGCUCGUCCACAGGACCGGCCUGGGCUGGAUCGGAAAGAGACUACACUUAUGAUGAGCUCCUAAACCGAGUCUUCAACAUCAUGAGGGAGAAGAACCCGGACAUGGUGGCCGGAGAGAAGAGGAAGUUUGUCAUGAAGCCUCCUCAGGUGGUCCGAGUGGGAACCAAGAAAACCUCCUUCGUCAACUUCACAGACAUCUGCAAACUGUUGCAUCGUCAGCCUAAACAUCUCCUCGCUUUUCUGCUGGCUGAGUUGGGAACAAGCGGCUCCAUAGACGGAAACAAUCAGCUUGUGAUCAAAGGCAGAUUUCAACAGAAACAGAUAGAAAAUGUGUUGAGAAGAUAUAUAAAGGAAUAUGUGACGUGUCACACCUGCCGCUCCCCAGAAACCAUCCUGCAGAAGGACACUCGUCUCUACUUCCUGCAGUGCGAGACGUGCCACUCCCGCUGCUCCGUUGCCAGCAUCAAGACCGGCUUCCAGGCCGUGACGGGCAAGAGGGCGCAGCUCCGUGCCAAAGCCAACUAAAGGCCAUGAAGACUGGGCUCCCCCUCCUCUCUCGGCCCUCCAUUUCCCCUCAGAAGGGCCGGGGCUGGGGUCGGAGGCCUCCAGGAUUCGCUAAAAGGACUCUCUGAAUCGAACUGUGGGAGGGUUUGCCAUUGUUUAGUCGUGUCGUGGCCUGAGCGGGGCAGGGAGUGAGAGAGUGAAGCCGACUGAUGGGGUUCAGGCACCAAAAGCAGAUGAUGUUUCACCACAUACCAUGUUGGAUGCAUUUGAUUUGUCGUUUGGCUGAUGAACCCUCCACCUCGUUGGGUUUUUUGUUUUCCAUUUGCUGUGAUUCUUGAUUCCUCCAAGAAAAGUUAACACAGCUUCAGUCUUUCCUCAUUCUUUCUCCACACACUUUACAGACAUGAAUAUUUGUUUGGAUUAAAAAGAAAAAACACAUUUCUUCAUGCAAACAACCAAACUGUAGUUCAGUUCAUCUACAGUGAUGGAGCGUAGAUGCUCUACUAGCUGUAGCCAUGGUCUUCUUUUUCUGGAGCUCAGUGUUGCUUUAACUAAUAGUUGUGUUCUUUCUCCUGGUCUGGCUGUAAAUUACAAACUGUUAGUCCAGGUUUAUCAGGCCGAGCUUAUAAUAGAGAAAAAUUAAAGUCACCAGGCAGGAAUACUUCUACCACAGACCUGCUUCUGAUCAUUUUAUAGCAGAAUAUGACACAAACUGAAGCUGUUUAGGGCUGAUAAAGGGGAGGAAAUAGAAAUUAUACAGUGUUUGAGUGCUUUUGUGGCGUUGAUGAGCAGUUGUGUACUUUUAUUUCUUCAGAAGAUCAGAUGAACAAAUUCUAUCAAACAGUGGAGAUUUGAUUAGAUCAAUUUGAAAAUCAAUAAAGUUCAUUAAGAGCAGGUUUCUUGAACUGAUCCCAGUCCCCCUAAACAAACAGCUUCUGAGCAGGCUCCUCAGGUCGCUCUCCUACAGGUCAUUAUUUCCUGUGCAAUUAAAGAAAUUUAAACCACCGUCUAUCCAGGAUAUGAGUUUCAGUCCAGUGCUUCUGGACAUGUUUGGUUCUGUUCUAGUUUGAGAGGAAUGUGGAUAAGAAAGUCUGGCUGGAAUCAUUUUAAAACCUGGUUUUUACAAAAAUAAAAUAUUCUACUCUCUCUCUCCA